UCUCUCUCCGACCCUUCUGCGCUCGUUAAUCACGUGAAUCUAAGCCUGAAGCGAGGAGAGAAAUCAAGACUUUUACACACACACACACACGCGCGCGCGCGCAAACACACACACGCCCACACACACACACACACUUGUGGGAUUUACUUUGCUCUCUCUCAUGUUUCGGACAUGGACACGGUUUGUGGUCAGUGUUGUAGGUGUGCUGCUUACAGGCGCUCAUCACGUCUUGACCAUCGAGGUGUCCACGCCCAAAGAACUGACGGCGGUUAACGGGACGUCCGUUCGGCUCAAAUGCACCUUCAAGUCCAACCAACCGGUGACUGAGAAAUCAGCGUCUGUCUCCUGGAGCUUCAAACCACUAAGUCUAGGCAUGGAGGAACAGUUCUUCUACUAUCAUGAGGUGCCCUUCCCGCCCACUCAGGGUCACUUUAAAAAUCACGUGACGUGGUCGGGGGACGUGAUGAACAACGACGGCUCCAUCACACUAAACGACGUGCAGUUCAGCUUUAACGGCACCUACACCUGCCAGGUGCGCAACCCACCCGACGUACAUGGCUACACCAGCGAGAUCCGGCUGGAGGUGGUUCGUACAGUGAAAAUCUCCGAGAUCGGAAUUCUGGCUGCGGCGGUGGGCGGAGCCAUUGUGCUGGUCCUCGUCAUCCUCACCGGCGUCCUCAUUGUGCGUUAUUUCCGAAGUCGCCAAGGAGACGCAGGCAUAGAGCUGCAAGACACAAAGCGAGGGAGCGUAUGCUUUCUGGAGGAGUUCAUACCAAUAAACCAACCAGAGAAAGCGCUAGAAAAGGACAAGCUUCAACUUCAAGAUGAUCUAGAAAAGAAACUCCCAGAAGAGAUCGACGCUAAAGAAUCCGAUGCUAACUUAAAAGCCAGCGACGAUGACUAAGCAAAUGAAGCAUCUCCGAAAUCUGCGAAACCAGAUGCAGACACGAACACUUCCUUUUCCUGUACGUAUCGUUAUUAAUCAUAGGUUUGUAGCUUUUACGAUUUGCACGUGAUUCAGAAUUGCGCUGGCUAGGAAAUGAUCCGAUUGAAAAAUUAGCAACAUUAGCUGAGACAAAACAUGCUCAGAACGUGACGCUAACAGUAAACAUUUAAGUAGAUGCUAGCCCUGUAAAGACAGUAUCGAAAGACGUUCUAGAUACGUGUUAGCAAAGAUGCUAGCGAAAUAAUGGAACCUGAACGGCGAUGCUAGUCAAUUAGCAAAUAAGCAGCAUUAAUAAGGUUAGCUGCUUCUGUAAGAAUAAAAUUGGGACAUGUAGGCAAAGUGUGUAGGCUAAUGCUGAUACAACCUUUUGAAAAUCGCUCGUAAAUUUACCUGAAUAAGAAAUGUUUUAGUACAGACCGUGAAGCUAGCCUUUUUUUUUUUUUUUUUUUUUUUUAAAUAUUUUUAUACAUUUUUAUAAAAGAUUCAACUUUACAGAAGGUUUCUGGCAUUUUUGAGCACAACUGCUUUUCAAACAAAUCUUAAAUUUAUAAAAAAAAAAAAAAAAAAGAAGCCAAAUGAACAUCAUAAAAAAAAGUCUUUUAUAAAAUGCUCUAAAUGAGUACUUUUAAAUACUUUUAAUAAUAAAUAAUAAAUUAGUUGAGGUUCAUGUUUUCUGCAAACGGUGCUGUGUCCUUUUCAUUUUCAUCCUAUUUUGUACUUUUAUUUGUCCUCUUCUUUCUUCCCCCUGAAAUGAAGCUGUGUUUAUGAAGCUGUAAGAAACGAAGCUGACUGUGUCUCUGUGCUCAGUGUCCUACAGUGUGGUCUGUUCUCUUCAUCCUUUACUCUUCUGUUGCAUUAAAAUCUUUCUCCACUCUGGAUGUUCAGACUCUUAUGUCUGGUGUCUACUGUUACACUUUAACUCUGCUUGAAGUCUGCUGUAUGUUUGAGUGGCUUUUAAAAGAUGGUUUAUUGUUUCUGCAAAUUUUUAAAAUAAAGUAUUUCUGUGAAAA
Tachysurus vachellii is the source of this 1956-nucleotide messenger RNA. RefSeq names its product myelin protein zero-like 2b (gene mpzl2b). NCBI's taxonomy places the organism in Eukaryota, Metazoa, Chordata, Actinopteri, Siluriformes, Bagridae. The record is from RefSeq and is a predicted model, not a curated record. Gene Ontology annotation, biological process: cell-cell adhesion. The coding region runs from base 161 to 904 and encodes 247 amino acids. Gene Ontology annotation, cellular component: membrane. The transcript has 5 exons.